AUGGAAAACCACAGUCUAACAGUGCUAAAUGAGUUCAUCCUCCUGGGGAUCACAGACCGCCCUGAGCUGCAGGCCCCCUUAUUUGGGCUCUUCCUGACCAUCUACGCGAUCUCAGUGCUGGGCAACUUGGGCCUGAUCAUCCUCACCAAGGUGGACCCCAGGCUCCAAACCCCCAUGUACUUCUUCCUCAGACACCUGGCUCUCACUGACCUCGGUUAUUCAACAGCUGUGGGACCUAAAAUGUUGGUAAAUUUUCUGGCUAAUCAACGCACCAUUUCCUAUAAUUGGUGUGCUACACAGCUAGCUUUCUUUAUCAUGUUCAUCAUUAGCGAACUUUUCAUUCUAUCAGCAAUGGCCUAUGAUCGCUAUGUGGCCAUCUGUAACCCUCUGCACUACACGGUCAUCAUGUCAAAAUCAGUAUGCUGGGUGCUCGUGGCUGUCCCCUACCUCUACAGUGCGUUUCUUUCUCUGUUAAACACAGUAAAGAUUUUUAUUUCAUCCUUUUGUGGCUAUAAUGUCAUUAAUCACUUCUACUGUGACAGUCUCCCCUUGUUAACUUUGCUGUGCUCAAACCCACAUGAAAUUGAGUUGACGCUACUAAUCUUUUCAGCAUUUAAUUUGGUUUCUUCUCUCCUGAUAGUCCUUGUGUCCUACACACUGAUCCUUCUGUCUGUCCUCAGGAUGAAUUCUGCAGAGGGCAGGCACAAGGCCUUCUCCACCUGUGGGUCCCACCUGACGGUGGUAGUCAUAUUUUAUGCUACUCUGUCCUUCAUGUACAUACAACCCAAAUCCAGUCAUUCCUUUGACACUGAUAAAAUGGCCUCUGUAUUUUAUACCUUGGUAAUACCCAUGCUGAACCCCAUGAUCUACAGCUUGAGGAACAAAGAGGUAAAAGGCACACUGCAUAGGAUAUGGAAAAAUCUGUGCAAAUUUCCAACAUAG
Molecule: messenger RNA, 942 nt
Organism: Manis javanica (Malayan pangolin)
Lineage: Eukaryota; Metazoa; Chordata; Mammalia; Pholidota; Manidae
Product: olfactory receptor 8K3-like
Biological process (GO): G protein-coupled receptor signaling pathway
Cellular component (GO): membrane
Molecular function (GO): olfactory receptor activity; G protein-coupled receptor activity
Source: RefSeq, a predicted model, not a curated record